Molecule: messenger RNA, 1878 nt
Organism: Pochonia chlamydosporia 170
Lineage: Eukaryota; Fungi; Ascomycota; Sordariomycetes; Hypocreales; Clavicipitaceae
Product: DWNN domain-containing protein
Exons: 3
Coding region: 1-1878 (625 amino acids)
Biological process (GO): ubiquitin-dependent protein catabolic process; mRNA processing; protein ubiquitination
Cellular component (GO): nucleus
Molecular function (GO): ubiquitin protein ligase activity; zinc ion binding; nucleic acid binding
Source: RefSeq, a predicted model, not a curated record
AUGGCAUCAUCAGUGUUUUUCAAGUUUAAGUCUCAAAAGGAGCCCACCAGGGUGGAAUUUGACGGAACAGGUAUCUCAGUUUUUGAACUGAAGCGUGAAAUUAUCAACAAGAGCGGCUUGGGUGAUGGAACAGAUUUCGAUCUCUUCAUAUACACAGAUGACAACAGUGAAGAAUACGACGAUGACACCACAAUUAUUCCCAGAUCAACUACUGUCAUCGCCCGGCGACAGCCUGCUCUCAAACCUGGAGCUGGCAGAGCGGCAAGAUAUGUCUCUGGCAAAAUGCCAGUGUCUGCAAAGAAUGCCGGCCGAAAGGAGCAGUCAUCCAAAGCCUCAUCAUCCAAACCCAGUGCCACUGCCAUCAAUGAGAUGAACAAUGCGAUGACAGAGGAGGAGAAGAUGGCAGCUAUGUUUGCAGCUCAGACAGAGCAGUGGUCUGCCCAACAAGAGGAGAUGUCACACCAAGCUCCUGUUUUCAAGCCUGGUGCCAAACGGCCAACAAAUGUCCCGGAUCACGACCCUCCUCAGGGCUAUAUCUGCUAUAGAUGUGGCAACAAGGGCCAUUGGAUCCAACUUUGCCCAACAAAUGAUGACCCUGAUUUUGACAACCGGCCCCGUGUGAAGAGAACCACUGGUAUCCCACGAUCUUUUCUUCAAAAAGUUGACAAGUCGGUGGUGCUAGCCCAAACAGAUGGUGAUGAAUCCAAACGACCAUCUGGGAUCAUGGUGAAUGCCGAGGGAGAUUUUGUCAUUGCAGAGCCGGACAAAGCAUCAUGGGAACAAUAUCAGGCCAAAGCCAAGUCGUCAUCGGCUAAUAAAGAAGCUCAAGCUGAAGAUAAAGAAGUGCAGGAAAGGGGUCUCCAAUGUUCCAUUGACAAGAAAAUGUUCAUAGAACCAAUGAAGACGCCUUGCUGUAAGAAGACGUUUUGUAAUGAUUGCAUAACAAAUGCUCUCAUCGAAAGCGACUUCGUCUGCCCUGCUUGUCAAACCGAAGGUGUGCUAAUUGAUGAUCUUCAGCCUGAUGAUGAAGCUUCAAAGAAGAUACAGGAAUAUAUCAAGGAGAAGGAGACCGCCAAGACUCCCCCUCCGCAAUCUCCAAAGGUUGAGGCUCCCGAGGUUGAGAAGCCAACAGAGGAGGUUGAAGCCAAGGUCGAGGAAGUGGACAACAAGGAAGAGGGAAAGUCAUUAGAGGACGGACACGAGUCGAAAGCAACACCGAAGUCUCCAACCCCUCAGAAUGCUACAGUCAAAUCUCCAGCAAACACGUCAGAGAGCGAAACGCAGGUUGUUCCCACAUCUAGUGAACAGCCGGCUGCGGAUGAAUCAAACCCCCAAGAGGUCAAUUCGAAGAAACGGCCAGCAGAUGAUUUCCUCGAAAACCCAAAGAUCCCCAAAGGGCCGAGAGCUAUGCAGAGCCAGCAAAAUAACAUGAAUCCCAUGAACAACAUGAUGGGCGGCAUGCCCAAUAUGCCAAAUAUGGGGAUGCCUAACAUGAUGUUCAACGGCAUGCCGAUGAUGCCCCCAAACAUGAUGGGAAUGCCUGGCAUGAAUAUGAAUAUGGGGAUGCCAAACAUGAUGGGUAUGCCCAUGAUGGGCAUGCCCAAUUUUGGGAACAUGAACGGAGGGUUUGGGAUGAAUGGCGGAUGGGAUAUGAGCGGCAUGAACGGAAUGAACGGCAUGGGCGGUAUGAACGGCAUGCAAGGAAUGGGCGGAAAUAUGGGAAACAUGAAUGGCAUGAAUGGUUUCCAGAAUGGCGGGAACUUUGGUCAACAGAACAACCAGGCGGAUGAAGACGCCUAUUUCCGAAAACCAGUCAACCCCCACCGACAUCAAAACAAGCAACGACGGGUCAGACCCAGUGAUUACCGUGAAUUAUAA